AUGGAUGUGAUUGACAAUUUCGAAUUUGGCUGCGGCAAGUACAACCGAGGCCUUUUUGGCGGUGCCGCAAGGUUGAUCGGACUCUCAGACGAUAACAUCUCCAUCGUGGGAGAAACCACGACCAAAUAUGGCAAGUAUUUCUCCUACUGCUUGGCCUCUACAACUAGCUCCACCGGACACUUGACUUUCGGCGAAGACUGCGGAGCAUCAAGCUUGGUUAGCUUCACGCCGUUAUCGAAGGUCCCACAAAGCUCGCAAUUCUAUGGAAUAAAAAUCGUAGGAAUCAGUAUAGGAGGGAAUCGUCUAUCAAUAGCAUCGACAGUUUUUUCAAGUGGAGGCGCCGUCAUCGACUCGGGAACUGUCAUUGCCCAAUUGCCUCCGACGGCUUAUAUCGCCUUGAGAACCGCAUUCAGGAAAGCAAUGGCGAAUUACAUGACGGCACCGGCGCUCGCUUUUCUCGAUACGUGCUAUGAAUUUAGCAAGAGAGCACCGUCAUGGUCCCGAUAA
Eucalyptus grandis is the source of this 507-nucleotide messenger RNA. Its product is annotated as aspartyl protease family protein At5g10770-like. Bases 1 to 507 code for a protein of 168 amino acids. Gene Ontology annotation, molecular function: aspartic-type endopeptidase activity. Gene Ontology annotation, biological process: proteolysis. NCBI's taxonomy places the organism in Eukaryota, Viridiplantae, Streptophyta, Magnoliopsida, Myrtales, Myrtaceae. The record is from RefSeq and is a predicted model, not a curated record. The transcript has a single exon.